CGUGCCGGGCACUGGUGGAUGAGCUGGAGUGGGAGAUUGCCCAGGUCGACCCCAGGAAAACCAUCCAGAUGGGCUCCUUCCGGAUCAACCCUGACGGCAGCCAGUCAGUCGUGCCCUACGCCCGGUCGGAGGCACAUCUGACAGAGCUGCUGGAACGGGUGUGCGAGAAGAUGAAAGAGUACGGGGAAAAAGUGGAUCCAUCCACACACCGUAAGAGUUACGUCCGGGUGAUCUCCCAUGAUGGGACCAAGAUGGACCUCUCCGGGGUCAAAAUUGAUGGAGAUGUGGCUUCUAGCCUGAAGUUUGCGUGCGAGAGCAUUGCCGAGGAGUAUGAAGAUGAACUCAUUGAAUUCCUUUCCCACGAGGCCGACAACGUCAAGGACCGUCUCUGCAGCAAGCGGACGG
This is a messenger RNA of Phaethon lepturus (White-tailed tropicbird), 405 nucleotides long. RefSeq names its product canopy FGF signaling regulator 2 (gene CNPY2). NCBI's taxonomy places the organism in Eukaryota, Metazoa, Chordata, Aves, Phaethontiformes, Phaethontidae. The annotation marks the transcript as partial. The transcript has 3 exons. The record is from RefSeq and is a predicted model, not a curated record. Gene Ontology annotation, cellular component: endoplasmic reticulum.